Molecule: messenger RNA, 1735 nt
Organism: Bombyx mandarina (wild silkworm)
Lineage: Eukaryota; Metazoa; Arthropoda; Insecta; Lepidoptera; Bombycidae
Product: cytochrome P450 4c21-like
Molecular function (GO): heme binding; iron ion binding; monooxygenase activity
Source: RefSeq, a predicted model, not a curated record
AUGAUCGUGAUUUUACUGAUAGUACUUGUCCUUGGCUGGAUUUCGAUGUUCAGAUACAGACGAAGGAAUAUGUACAAGCUGGCAGCGGCUAUCCCAGAUGUGGACGAGCAUAUACCAUUAUUAGGCAUAGCCCAUAAAUUCACUGGCAACACAGAGGAGAUAAUGUCGAUGCUUCAAAAAUACAGUUAUAACUCUAUGAAGCAUAACGGCCUAGCGAAAGGCUGGUUGGGUCACGUUCUUUAUUUUGCGUUAUUGAACCCCGUUGACUUGGAGUUAGUUCUCAAGACAUGUUUGGAGAAAGACGAUUUACACAGAUUCAUGAGAGUUGUAAUCGGUUACGGCGGAAUUUUCGCACCAGUGUCCAUAUGGCGAAGACGUCGGAAAAUUAUGGUGCCAGCUUUCAGUCCCAAAAUAGUUCAGAGUUUUGUAGGAAUAACCUCCGAGCAAAGUGAGAAGCUUGCUUCAAAUUUGGGUAAAUGUGUCGGCAAGGGGAAGUUCAGCUCAUGGCCUUUUCUAAGCGCUUACACAUUGGACUCUAUCUGUGAAAUAAUUUUAAUAAAAAUAAAGUAUAAGGAUUCAAAUUUCUUGAUAUCUAUGAAUCGUAUACUUAAUAUUGUCUGUAUGAGGAUAUUUCAUUUGUGGCUGCAACCGACCUGGCUAUUCAAGCUUUUUCCUGUCUUUCAUGAGCACCAGAAGUGUAAAAAAUUGCUACACGAUUUUGUUGAUGAGGCAAUACAAAAGAAAAGAGAAGAAAUUGGGACGGAAAAUAAUUCUGCCAUAGAAGUUGAUUAUAAGUAUGACUUAGGAUCAUACAAAAGUAAGACAUUUCUUGAUCUCCUCAUUACAUUAUCUGGAGCUGAAAAAGGUUAUACUAACAUUGAACUACGAGAAGAAGUGCUGACAUUGACAGUGGCAGGUACAGACACGUCUGCAGUCGCCAUUGGAUUCACACUAGAGCUGUUAUCAAAAUAUCCUGAAAUACAGGAAAAAGUUUACAAAGAAUUAUGCGAAGUGUUCGGCGAUUCGGAACGACCUUUAGUAAAGGAAGAUUUAGAAAAAAUGAAAUAUUUGGAGAGAGUUGUGAAGGAGUCGCUCAGAUUAUUCCCUCCAGUUCCGUUUAUUAUAAGAAAAGUUUUGGAAGAUAUUACGCUACCAUCCGGUAACGUUUUGCCUGCCGGUUCAGGAGUAGUGGUUUCUAUCUGGGGAAUUCACAGAGACCCAAAGUACUGGGGUCCGGAGGCGGAACACUUCGACCCAGACAGGUUUCUACCGGAGCGUUUUAAUGUCGAGCACCCGUGCUGCUACAUGCCGUUCAGUAGCGGUCCUAGGAAUUGCCUGGGUUAUCAGUAUGCAAUGAUUUCGAUAAAGACUUCUUUAUCUGCGAUACUGCGGAGAUACAAGGUAGUAGGUGAACCGGAGAAAGGUCCUGUUCCUCAAAUUAGAGUCAAACUGGACAUCAUGAUGAAGUCAGUGAACGGAUGCCAGGUGACUUUGGAGAGAAGGCCAACAAAAUAGCAUUGCGCGAACAUGUACAAUCGUAGAUUGUCAACGCACAGUUAAAACGUAAAAAUAGGGAAGUUAUUAUGGUAUACCAAAUACAACAUGAAAAACAUUUCUAAAUACUUUUUAAACCUAGGAUUUUUAAAAGUUUUUUUUUCGAGUUUUCUUAAUAAUAUAAGUUGCUUUUUUGAGAGGUAAUAAAUACUUUGGUGUUUUUUAAAUGGUACUAAAUUUA